This is a messenger RNA of Prunus armeniaca (apricot), 216 nucleotides long. NCBI's taxonomy places the organism in Eukaryota, Viridiplantae, Streptophyta, Magnoliopsida, Rosales, Rosaceae. The record is from the annotation of a GenBank genome assembly.
AUGGCUGCUCUCAUCCACAGCUGCGAAGAAGCAACCUCCACGGCUACUAGUGCUCAUCAUCGAUAUCAUGGUGGUGCUUCUGCUUUCAUGGCCCCUCGCUGGAUCCCAAAACGGGGCCAAGUUCUCAAGAAGGUUCUCAAGACCGUCUUUUCUUGUCUCUGUUUUGAUCAUCAUCAGCUCAAACACACAUCAUCAUCAAACCCCACCAAAUAUUAA